Messenger RNA from Tricharina praecox, 1378 nucleotides. RefSeq names its product sodium bile acid symporter family-domain-containing protein. The transcript has 3 exons. Gene Ontology annotation, molecular function: arsenite transmembrane transporter activity; antiporter activity; antimonite transmembrane transporter activity. The coding region runs from base 76 to 1227 and encodes 383 amino acids. NCBI's taxonomy places the organism in Eukaryota, Fungi, Ascomycota, Pezizomycetes, Pezizales, Pyronemataceae. Gene Ontology annotation, cellular component: plasma membrane. Gene Ontology annotation, biological process: arsenite transport; antimonite transmembrane transport. The record is from RefSeq and is a predicted model, not a curated record.
CUUUCUUAUCCCAUUGCCACUCCAGCAACAUUGGUUUUCCCGUAUUGAUUCUUAUCUUCCCGGAAGCAGCGAAAGAUGGAUCGCCCCAGCGACGAUGAAAAGAACCUCGAGAAUGGGAACUGCGUGACUGGAUGUGAUUCCGCUCCCGCGGCAUCGUCGUUCAAGCAGCUGUCAUUCCUCGACCGCUUCCUGGCCAUAUGGAUUUUUCUUGCCAUGGCCAUCGGCAUCAUCCUCGGUUACUUCGUCCCUGAAACUAGUCCCGCGCUGCAGCGCGGAAAGUUCGUCGAUGUCUCCAUCCCUAUCGCCGUCGGUCUUUUGAUCAUGAUGUACCCCAUCCUCGUCAAAGUGCGCUACGAGAUGCUUCCCAGGCUCCUUCGCCUCCGCGAGCUCUGGAUCCAAAUCUUCUUCUCGGUGAUCGCCAACUGGGUGAUAGCGCCGCUCUUCAUGCUCGCGCUCUCCUGGGCCUUCCUCCCGGACCGCCCCGAGCUCCGCGAGGGUCUCAUCCUCGUCGGUGUAGCCCGAUGCAUCGCCAUGGUGCUGAUCUGGACCGACCUCGCCGGCGGCGACGGCGAAUACUGUGCCAUGCUUGUGGCGUUCAACAGCAUGCUCCAGAUCGUCCUCUUCGCUCCGCUCGCGGUCUUUUACAUCCGUGUUGUUUCCCGCUCUUCUUCAUCCGUCGACAUCAGCUACGAAGUCGUUGCCAAGUCGGUCGCCGUGUUCCUCGGGAUCCCCUUGGCUGCCGCCGUCGUCACCCGCUUCGUCGUGCUGUUCGGAAUCUUCAAGGGCGACAUCGACCGCUGGAACAAGAACUUUGUCCGCUGGAUCGCGCCCUGGUCGCUCAUCGGACUGCUGUUCACGAUUCUCGUUCUGUUUGCCAGUCAGUCCCGCAACGUCGUGGGCAAGAUCACCUCCGUCCUCCGGGUUUGCGCGCCGUUGGUCGUCUACUUCCUCAUGAUCUUUGCGGCCUCCGUCUGGGCAUGUAGGUUGCUCGGUCAUGGAGGGAAGCGCGCCCGCUGGGGUUACGAAAAGACCGCCACUCAGAGUUUGACCGCUGCGAGUAACAACUUUGAGCUUGCCAUUGCUGUUGCCGUGGCGUGCUAUGGUGCUGGGAGCGAGCAGGCCCUCGCUGCAACCGUUGGUCCGCUGGUUGAGGUGCCGGUGCUGUUGGCUCUUGUCGAGGCCCUGAAGUGGUUGAAGCCAAGGAUGAAGUGGGAGGAUGACGAGUAGGUGUAUCAUGGAAACGUAGGAUGAUAGAGGUGAUUUAUGGAUGGAUGGAUGUGGUCUCAAUAAUAUUGCUUUUUGUUUCUUGGGGCUUGUGUGUAUAUACCAUAUCGAGCUGUGUACUAAAGUCAAAAGCAUUAUGGCAGCUAUACAUGGG